Dermatophagoides pteronyssinus (European house dust mite) is the source of this 1341-nucleotide messenger RNA. RefSeq names its product ELAV like RNA binding protein found in neurons (gene fne). Gene Ontology annotation, molecular function: RNA binding. NCBI's taxonomy places the organism in Eukaryota, Metazoa, Arthropoda, Arachnida, Sarcoptiformes, Pyroglyphidae. Gene Ontology annotation, cellular component: ribonucleoprotein complex. The record is from RefSeq and is a predicted model, not a curated record.
CUUAUUUCUGCGUUCCGUUCAAUUUUGAUUUCUAGUCAACAAAUUUGCUGCAGCUAUCAACGAAUUCCAUUUUUAUUUCACUCUACCUCCAGAAAAAUUCUCAUUAAAUAUUUGUUUUAAUUGUUGUUUCGAUCAAUUAUAAAUAUAAAUAAAUGAUUUCAUCAGCUGAUUUUGAAUUUGAUGAUAACGGUUCAACAAUGAAUGGACUACACGAAUCAUCAUCACCAAUCAAUCAUAAUGGAAGUAUUCAUAGUAAUUCUUCAGUACAUUCAAUGGAAGAUAGUAAGACAAAUUUAAUUGUCAACUAUCUACCACAAACAAUGACACAAGAAGAAAUACGAAGUUUAUUUUCAUCAAUCGGUGAAGUUGAAUCAUGUAAAUUGAUUCGUGAUAAAGUUACAGCAGGCCAAUCAUUAGGUUAUGGUUUUGUUAACUAUGUUCGAGCUGAUGAUGCUGAAAAAGCAAUCAACACGUUGAAUGGUUUACGAUUGCAGAACAAAACAAUUAAGGUAUCAUUUGCACGUCCAAGUAGUGAAUCAAUCAAAGGAGCUAAUCUUUAUGUAAGCGGUAUACCAAAAACAAUGACACAACAAGAAUUGGAAAGUUUAUUUGCACCAUAUGGCCGUAUUAUUACAUCAAGAAUAUUGUGUGACAAUAUUACUGAAGAUCAAUUGCUAAUAUUAGAAAAUUCAUCUUCAUCAUCAGGUCUUUCAAAAGGUGUUGGUUUUGUACGUUUUGAUCAACGAUGUGAAGCCGAAAAAGCUAUUAAACAUUUACAUAAUACAAUACCGGAAGGAUCAUCUGAACCAAUUACAGUAAAAUUUGCAAAUAAUCCAAGUACAAAUGCAAAAGCAUUAGCACCAGCAUUAGCUGCAUAUCUUUCACCACAACGUCGUUUUCCUGGACCAAUUCAUCAUCCAGCUAAUCGUUUCAGGUACUUACAUCCAUCGAUUUCACCAAUCUCAAGAUAUUCUCCACUUGCUGGUGAUAUAUUGGCCAAUCCAUUGAUUGCAGCUAAUGCAACAUUAAAUGGUGGUGCUGGUUGGUGUAUAUUUGUUUACAAUCUGGCACCAGAUACUGAAGAAUCAUUAUUAUGGCAAUUAUUUGGACCAUUUGGUGCCGUACAAAGUGUCAAAAUUAUUCGUGAUUUACAAUCGAACAAAUGUAAAGGAUUUGGAUUUGUAACAAUGACCAAUUAUGAUGAAGCAUUAGUUGCUAUACAAAGUUUAAAUGGAUAUACAUUGGGAAAUCGUGUAUUACAAGUUUCAUUUAAAACAAACAAAUGUAAAGCUGCAUAAAAGACAAAAAUGACAAAGAUGAUCUUUGCUUCAAGAAAGUAAA